ACAUUGACAAUGCUGACUGCUGUCAACAAUUGAUCAACACUUGAUCAACGUAAAAAAUUUAUCGAUCAUUUCAUAAUUCUGUCGACUUGCUAAAUUGUUUGUAUACAAAAUACUCAUUUUUCACUUACAACUUCCUCUAACUCGAUUUAAUUACAGUGGAUUAAAUGUAGUGUUAUUUUAAAAAAUUUAAUUCAUGUAUCGCUAAUCGGCAUUGAAAUCAAUGGAGCUUUGUCGAAAACAAGGAGGAAUUUUCAUGUGGAAGUUAAUUAAAGCAUUUAGUGGUAGUAAUGGGUAGAACUGGUCGCUGGAGAAAACAAAAACGAGAAUAUAACUUCCAUACAUGCAAUGAACACAGGGAGGUGAUAUUAUUAAACUCAUGGCUGGCACAAUAUGGCAUCCGGCGAAGUAAAAAGCUAAGUUUAGCGGUGUUCAAAGACAGCGAUCGUGGAGUGCUAACCAAGAAGAAAAUUAAGGCAGGAGAAGAAAUCAUUAAUCUACCUCUGAACCUCACUAUUAAUGUUAUAACUUUGUUAAUUGAUGCAGAUUUUAAUAGUAUAUUUUUAGAUAAUGAUAAGCAGUGUUUAGUGGAAUAUAAGCAAUGUGUAACAUUUCAGUCCUUAUUAGCAUUUUAUUUGCUGUUCUUAAAGUCGCAAGAUAGCGAUUCAAAGUGGCACACCUACUUAAGAAGUUUACCACAAUAUUAUACAGUGCCAUAUUUUUUGAAUGAAGAUGUACAGAAUUAUUUGAACCCAGAAAUUUUAGCAGUAAUCGAAAAGCAAAAAAGUGUAGUAGAUGAAUCGUUUGAUGUAUUUGUGAACAUAUUGGUCAAUAUCAAAAGUGAUAAAAACAAUAUUCAAAAAUUUUCUAAAUAUUUUACAAAAUCUCAUUUUGAAUGGGCAUAUUUUACAGUUAACACUAGAUGUGUCUAUAUGGAUCUAUCAAAUUUGAUUAAUUUAACGAAUAAGGAUAGUACAAUUUUAGCUAUUAUAAAUGAUAAUACCAGGAUCUCACUGUGCCCGUUUUUAGAUAUGAUAAACCACAGUGCCAAUUGUAGCAAUGAAACCAAACUAUUAGUCAAUAAGGAAAUAGAAAACAUACCUUUAGUCAAUUUAACAGAGGAUAUAUUUUCUGAGGUACGCUUUUCUAUCUAUACUAAGAAUGACUUCAAAGCAUAUUCCCAAGUGUUUAUAUGUUACGGAGAUAGCUAUAAUUUGAAACUUAUUACCGAGUAUGGUUUUUAUUUACCUUUGAAUGAUUUGGAUUAUGUUGAAUUUGAAUUUGAAAAAAUUAAAUUGUUCUGCAGUUCUAGAAAUAUAAAGUUUUCACAGGAACAAUGUAAUUUUAUAUACAAUCAUGGUCUCAAUAAGGAUUUGUACAUUGAUGGAAGAGGUUUGAGUUUUAACUUUUAUGGUUUACUCUUAGUUGUUAAAUAUUUCUAUAAUGAAGAUGUUAAUGUGAGUAGGUUGUUGUAUUCUGCUGCUAUCUGUUCUUAUGAUAGGGUUUUAAUUGAUUUCAUAAAACCAUUUGUGAAAAAUAAAAUAGUUGAUACAAAGUAUGCUUUAGAUAAGUUACAGGAUUUUGAUCAGUGUAAUAUACUCAAUAAUUGUAUACAACUUAUGUGUCAAUAUGUUAGAAUUUUAGAGAAGUUUAUUAAAAGUUAGAUAUCUCAAUAAAA
Molecule: messenger RNA, 1675 nt
Organism: Zerene cesonia (dogface butterfly)
Lineage: Eukaryota; Metazoa; Arthropoda; Insecta; Lepidoptera; Pieridae
Product: SET domain-containing protein 4
Exons: 1
Coding region: 288-1661 (457 amino acids)
Biological process (GO): peptidyl-lysine trimethylation; peptidyl-lysine monomethylation; peptidyl-lysine dimethylation
Molecular function (GO): histone H3K4 methyltransferase activity; histone H3K36 methyltransferase activity; transcription coactivator activity
Source: RefSeq, a predicted model, not a curated record